AUGGCGGAACCGCAUCGGUAUGCGGAAGAGGCCAACGAGGCCCUGGAUCCGGAGCUUCUGUACACAAAAGAAUACUGCAUUGGCGGUGGUAGCUUUGGCAAGGUGUUCAAGGGGGUCGAUAAACGAAGCGGUCGCUCUGUCGCCAUCAAGAUCAUCGACGUUGAAAAUGCCGAAGACGAGGUCGAAGACAUCAUCCAGGAAAUUGCCAUCCUGUCCGAGCUGCAGUCUCCAUACGUGACAAAGUACUACGGAUCCUAUGCAAAGGGUGCCGAGCUAUGGAUCGUCAUGGAGUUUUGCGCCGGCGGGAGCUGUGCCGACCUUAUGAAGCCCGGUAUCAUGGGCGAGGACUACAUUGCAAUAAUCAUAAGGGAGUUGCUGAUGGGUCUGGAUUAUCUCCACACGGACAAGAAACUGCAUCGGGAUAUUAAAGCGGCCAAUGUGCUUUUGGGGGCCAAUGGCCAGGUCAAGCUGGCCGAUUUUGGCGUGUCGGGCCAGCUUUCGGCCACCAUGACCAAGAAGAACACGUUCGUGGGGACUCCGUUUUGGAUGGCACCCGAGGUCAUUAAGCAAUCUGGAUAUGAUCACAAGGCUGAUAUUUGGUCACUCGGUAUCACGGCUCUCGAGCUUGCGAAUGGCGAGCCUCCCUACGCCGACAUUCACCCCAUGAAAGUCCUCUUUCUCAUCCCGAAAAACCCCCCUCCAAGGUUGGAAGGAAACUUUACAAAGGCGUUCAAGGAUUUUGUCGAACUGUGCCUGCAGCGAGACCCCAAGGAACGACCGACGGCCAGGGACCUCCUGCGACACCCCUUUAUCCGAAAGGCAAAGAAGACUACCUAUCUCACCGAGCUGAUAGAGCGACAUUCCCGGUGGGCGGCGACGCACAAGACGGACGAGGAAGAGACAUGGGAUGCCCACGAGAGUGCGCCACCGGAGAGGACGCGAGUCAACGAAGACAUGUGGGAUUUUGGCACCGUCCGGCUCGUCAAUGACCGCGGCGGCGUCGUCAGCCGGGCGCCCAUGCUCAACCCGCUCGGUGCGAGUGCUACUAACACGAGAGCCACGCGGAACUCUGCAGACUACGGUGAAAGACGGCGCGAGCCAUCCAGCCCGACGAAAAUGAGGGAGAUGGCCCUUCAGCCGAGCGAUACGCUCAAGGCUACGAAUCCGGCCAGCGCGGGAGCCUCACGGCAAUCGAGCCCGCAGCGGAAAUACACACCUACUCAACAGCACACACCCACCCAACAGCAGCGUGGCUUCGUAUCCAAAGUGGCUCCUCCUCUACCUGCUAGCCCUGUGGUAAUCAAGACUACAAGUUGGGAGGUUCAAGAGACAACCCCAAGAUCUUCAAAGAUUAUAACAGUGCCGGCCAUCUCUCAUCCACCGGAGCCACCCUCGCCUGACUACGACCGGGAGCUCCAGGAACACUUGCAGCGCGACAUGGGGAUACUAAACCUAAAUAUAGAUCUACCCGAUCCCGUGCCUACACCCUCGCCCCCUCCUCCUCCGGCGCCUGCACACAAGAAGAUUUCCAUACCUCCUGGGUUUGAAAAGUUUGGAAAACCGGUGCCGCCUGCUCAUGGGGUUUCGCCACGAUCAACGAGCGGUAAGCUUGCGAAAUACGACGUUUCGCCACGAUCAACAAGCGGUAAGAUUGCGAGAUACGACGUGGCAGAAAUCCCACCGUUCAGAAACCCCUCGCCAAAACCGCAGCCUCAGCCGCAGUCUACCGUGCAGCGAACGGUAGCUCCGGUUGCGCCGCUGUCCCCAGUAUCUCGAUUACCGGCUCCAUCUGCACCGGCACCGGCACCGGCAUCCGCGCCUGCUCCGGUUCCUGCUCCUGCUCCUGCUCCCGCGCCCGCGGCCGCUCCAUCGGCAUCGGUAUCCUCGUUGCGGUCACAGGGCCAUUCCCCAGGAUUGUUGGAAACAUUUCCCUCGCCUCCGGCUCCGAACCCCAACGGAGAGCUGGAUGCUCUCAACGACGUCAUUUUUCCCGCCCUUGAAGAGGCUCUCAAGCGACGGCAGAUUCGGCUUCAGCAUAUGUACAAGCCUGUUCCUAGCGGUUCGACCGUGUCGUCGAAGCAGCAGCGAGCUGAGGCUGCUCAUGAGAAAGUUCGCAAACUGGUCUAUAAGCUAGCUCACGUUUGCAAGGAGAUUGACUACUAUGAUAAAGCAGAACCCGUAGGCAUGGGACGGGACGUUGGGAACUUUUUGGAGGGACUGCUUGAGGAGAUUCUCGUUCGAGUCGAACCACUUGACGAGGACGAGGCGUAA
Molecule: messenger RNA, 2271 nt
Organism: Trichoderma aggressivum f. europaeum
Lineage: Eukaryota; Fungi; Ascomycota; Sordariomycetes; Hypocreales; Hypocreaceae
Exons: 4
Coding region: 1-2271 (756 amino acids)
Biological process (GO): protein phosphorylation
Cellular component (GO): cytoplasm
Molecular function (GO): ATP binding; protein serine/threonine kinase activity
Source: RefSeq, a predicted model, not a curated record